UUAUGUGAUAAACUGCCCCUCCCUGUUGAUUCAGAAUCUACUCAAUGGCAACUAGCACCAACAACCCCAUUUUACACUCAGUGACACUGAGACCCAGAGAUACCAAUGAACUUGUCCAGGAUCACACAUCUAGGUAGCAGCAGAAGCAGGACUAACCCUGGCAGACCAACAGACCAUACGCAUUAGUACCACACUGUUGCCCAGGCCUAAGAUACUGUAAUGGGUGAGGUAGAAGAGAGAGGGGCAGAGGCACUGGAGGAGAUCGUGUUUCCUGUAGGGACAGGUGGGGAGCCAGUUGUGAGGACAGACAAGUCUGAGCAUCCCCACAAGGAGAUCGCAAGGACAUCGUGUCCCUUUGUCUUUGCAGAUAUCGCUAACAAAGUCCUCUUGGCUCUGUUCACCUGUGAGAUGUUGGUAAAAAUGUACAGCUUGGGACUCCAGGCGUAUUUCGUCUCUCUUUUCAAUCGGUUUGAUUGCUUCGUGGUGUGUGGUGGAAUUACCGAAACUAUUUUAGUGGAACUGGAAAUCAUGUCUCCCCUGGGAAUCUCCGUGUUUCGGUGUGUGCGCCUUUUAAGAAUUUUCAAAGUGACCAGGCACUGGACUUCCCUCAGCAACCUCGUGGCGUCCUUGUUAAACUCCAUGAAGUCCAUCGCUUCACUGCUGCUUCUGCUCUUUCUCUUCAUCAUCAUCUUUUCCUUACUUGGGAUGCAGCUGUUUGGCGGCAAGUUUAAUUUUGAUGAAACGCAAACCAAGCGGAGUACUUUUGACAAUUUCCCUCAAGCGCUUUUAACAGUGUUCCAGAUCCUGACAGGUGAAGACUGGAAUGCUGUGAUGUAUGACGGCAUUAUGGCGUAUGGGGGCCCGUCCUCUUCAGGGAUGGUCGUCUGCAUCUACUUCAUCAUCCUCUUCAUUUGCGGUAACUGUAUCCUUCAACUCGCCAGGGCUUUGUUGUUUUGUUUUUCUCUCUCUGAAUUUCCCUGUGGUGGUGGUGGUAGCAGUUGUGCUGGGGACGUGGACGCCCUUACCUUGUUAGCUCAACACCUGCUUUUUCUUCAUUACUGCUACGGGGACAGUGUGGUAAAAGAGAGCCUGGAAAAUAAAAAGAACAACAAACCAGAAGUCAACCAGAUAGCCAACAGUGACAACAAGGUUACAAUUGAUGACUACCGAGAAGAGGAUGAGGACAAGGACCCCUACCCACCUUGUGAUGUGCCAGGUAUGAUACUGGGUUACUUUGACUAUGCUUUCACAGCCAUCUUUACUGUUGAAAUCCUGUUGAAGCAUGUUGUCCAGUGUGUCUUUGUGGCCAUCCGGACAAUCGGCAACAUCAUGAUCGUCACCACCCUUCUCCAGUUCAUGUUUGCCUGUAUUGGGGUCCAGUUGUUCAAGGGAAAGUUCUAUCGCUGCACAGAUGAAGCCAAAAGUAACCCUGAAGAAUGCAGGGGGCUUUUCAUUCUCUACAAGGAUGGGGAGGUCGAUAACCCUGUGGUGCGUGAGAGGAUCUGGCAGAACAGUGAUUUCAAUUUUGACAACGUCCUAUCUGCUAUGAUGGCACUUUUCACAGUCUCCACAUUUGAGGGCUGGCCUGCAGCAGCUGUGGGGUUGGCAGGUGCUCACUGGGUUUCUUUGCUCUCCAGAUUGCUGUAUAAAGCUAUUGACUCAAACGGUGAGAACGUCGGCCCGAUCUACAACUACCGCGUGGAGAUCUCCAUCUUCUUCAUCAUCUACAUCAUCAUUGUGGCUUUCUUCAUGAUGAACAUCUUUGUGGGUUUCGUCAUCGUUACGUUUCAGGAGCAGGGAGAAAAAGAGUAUAAGAACUGUGAGCUGGACAAAAAUCAGCGUCAGUGCGUUGAAUAUGCCUUGAAAGCUCGUCCUUUGCGGAGAUACAUCCCGAAAAACCCCUACCAGUACAAGUUCUGGUACGUGGUGAACUCCUCGCCUUUCGAAUACAUGAUGUUUGUCCUCAUCAUGCUCAACACACUCUGCUUGGCCAUGCAGCACUAUGAGCAGUCUAAGAUGUUUAAUGACGCCAUGGACAUCCUGAACAUGGUCUUCACUGGGGUGUUCACCGUUGAGAUGGUUUUAAAAGUCAUUGCAUUUAAACCUAAGGGGUAUUUUAGUGAUGCCUGGAACACGUUUGACUCCCUCAUCGUAAUCGGCAGCAUUAUAGACGUGGCCCUCAGCGAAGCGGACUCCAGCACCCCUCCUCCCAUGCCUGGCCAGGAAGGGGCCGCCACGCCAUACCUGCUGACCUCUGCGGGACUAUGA
Loxodonta africana (African savanna elephant) is the source of this 2268-nucleotide messenger RNA. RefSeq names its product voltage-dependent L-type calcium channel subunit alpha-1D-like. The record is from RefSeq and is a predicted model, not a curated record. Gene Ontology annotation, molecular function: high voltage-gated calcium channel activity. NCBI's taxonomy places the organism in Eukaryota, Metazoa, Chordata, Mammalia, Proboscidea, Elephantidae. Gene Ontology annotation, biological process: calcium ion import across plasma membrane. Bases 220 to 2268 code for a protein of 682 amino acids. Gene Ontology annotation, cellular component: voltage-gated calcium channel complex; membrane. The transcript is spliced from 15 exons.